Molecule: messenger RNA, 6709 nt
Organism: Trichoplusia ni (cabbage looper)
Lineage: Eukaryota; Metazoa; Arthropoda; Insecta; Lepidoptera; Noctuidae
Gene: cac
Product: voltage-dependent calcium channel type A subunit alpha-1
Exons: 41
Coding region: 878-6709 (1943 amino acids)
Biological process (GO): chemical synaptic transmission; calcium ion import across plasma membrane
Cellular component (GO): membrane; voltage-gated calcium channel complex
Molecular function (GO): high voltage-gated calcium channel activity; calcium ion binding
Source: RefSeq, a predicted model, not a curated record
AAUAUGCCUUUGACGUCUACAACAUGAUCUGAAAGUAAACCAACGAAAAUACGAAUUUAGGGGAAAUGAGAUACUACGUAAUGAAAACGGCUUUUAACGGUCGCCUUUAAAGCUACUUUGAUGGUUAAUGACAAAAUCUAUACAUAGUACGGCGAGUAAUCACGGCGUAUUGGCUUACUGUACAGAUUUUCCGUAGCAGUAUAAUGAUAAUAUUCCACAAGUUUCACACAACGCCAUCUAGUCUGAAACUAAAACAAUACUUGAAUUAUGAGUUCUCAAUCUAAGCAAAGCUUGUGUUAUGAGUUCCAGACAACUUUUAAAUAUAUACCUAUGAUUUUUAAACACAUAUAUAGAAAAUAUAGAGGAUAGAAUAGAUCUAUAUAAAAUAUAGAUAUAGAGCUCUAUGGACAAACUAUAUGUACUUUUAUAUCCAAUAUCUGUUUAAUAUUAAGGUCCAGAUCAAUGGCCUUCGAAGUACUGUGAGUGUGUAAAACACUUGAAACCUUUGGCACUUGUCCAUGUUUGCUUGAUGUUUCGCGUUAAACUUUUUUUCGAUACUUUCAUAUGUAAAUCCAAACUGUAUUGACCGCACCCAUGUUUUGAAACUAGGUAAUUGUAUUUAUGUAGUUCAAACAGCUUAGAUACACAUAGAUGUAACAAAAUAUAUUGAAAUUGAGAACCACUUCCUCUUUUUAGAAGCAACGUUCUUUUGUUACACUGAGGAUUCAACCUUAAUCAGCUCCUAUCUUCUCUAUCCGUUAUUAUCAUACAUCAAGUUAUAUUUUUAAACUGAGGAUUGGACUUUGAUAGUCUCCUACCUCCUCAAAAAAGAUCAUUAUACAUCGACCUAUAACCUUACCAUGUGCGUUAUUCCAGGAUGCUGGGCGGCGUGGGCGGGCGGCAUGCGUCCGUGCGGCGGCGCGGCAGCUCGCCGGGCGUGCGCCGCUAUGCGGCAGGCGCGGCCGACGACUCCCCGCCGGCGUCGCCGCGGCCCAUGCGCCGGCGCCGGGCCGCGCUCGCCGCGCAGGACCACAAGACCUGCGCGCUCAUACACACCAGGCUCAAGUUGGGCGAUAUUAUGUUGGCGGCAGCGCAGGAGGCGGCGGGGGCGCAGGCUCGCGCGGCGCCAGCUGAUACCAUGGGCGGCGCGCACCAGCCCGCUACUCCAGGGCCCAGCUCACUCUUUAUAUUUGCCGACGAAAAUCCUAUUCGGAGGUACACAAAAUUCAUCAUUGAGUGGCCGCCCUUUGAGUACGCGGUGCUGCUUACCAUCAUCGCCAACUGCGUGGUGCUGGCGCUGGAGGAGCAUUUGCCCAACGGCGAUAAGACCAUCUUAGCACAGAAUCUGGAAAAGACCGAGGCGUACUUUUUAGGAAUAUUUUGUGUAGAAGCGUCGUUAAAAAUUUUAGCCUUAGGUUUCGUUUUACACAAGGGAUCGUAUCUUAGGAACGUUUGGAACAUUAUGGAUUUUUUCGUUGUAGUAACUGGUAUCAUCACGCAGCUGCCGAUCGCGCCAGCCGACGUCGACUUCAGGACCUUGCGUGCCAUUAGGGUGCUGAGGCCCCUUAAAUUAGUAUCGGGCGUUCCUAGUCUGCAAGUCGUACUGAAGUCCAUCAUCAAGGCUAUGGCGCCGCUGCUGCAGAUCGGCCUCUUGGUGCUUUUUGCGAUAGUCAUCUUCGCUAUUAUUGGCCUCGAGUUCUACUCAGGGGCGCUGCAUAAGACUUGUUAUAAUUUAGAAGAUAUUAGUGAAAUAGUAAACGAGGGGGAUAGUGCGACACCGUGCAACGCGGACAACGCGAGCCUGGCGCCGUUCGGGGCGAACGUGUGUGAGUACGAGAAGAGCACGUGCCUAGAGAAGUGGGAGGGGCCGAACAGGGGCAUCACGUCCUUCGACAAUAUCGGCUUCGCUAUGCUCACCGUCUUCCAGUGUAUCACCAUGGAGGGCUGGACGGCCAUCCUCUAUUGGACUAAUGACGCAUUAGGUAGUGCGUUUAACUGGAUUUACUUUGUGCCUCUCAUAGUAUUGGGUUCAUUCUUUAUGCUCAACUUAGUUCUCGGUGUUCUUAGCGGUGAAUUCGCUAAAGAAAGAGAGAAAGUAGAAAAUAGACAAGAAUUUCUUAAAUUAAGAAGACAGCAGCAACUCGAGAGAGAACUUAAUGGUUACGUUGAGUGGAUAUGUAAAGCAGAGGAGGUAAUAUUAGCAGAAGAAAGAACAACAGAAGAAGAGAAAAUGCACAUAAUAGAAGCGCGGAGAAGAGCAGCGGCCAAAAAGAAGUUAAAAAACCUUGGUAAAAGUAAAAGCACAGACACAGAAGAAGAAGAACAGGAUGAAGACUGCGGUGAUGACGGUUUUCUGAAAAGCAAGGCGCGUUCGGCCGGCAAGUGUGCAGACUUCUGGAGAGCUGAAAAGAGGUUUCGGUUCUGGAUCAGGCACACUGUGAAGACGCAGUGGUUCUACUGGUUCGUCAUUGUCUUGGUGCUCUUCAACACGAUAUGCGUCGCUGUAGAGCAUUAUAGGCAACCGAAGUGGCUGACUUCGUUUUUAUACUACGCCGAAUUUGUGUUCCUGGGGUUGUUCAUGAUGGAGAUGUGGGUGAAGAUGUACGCGUUGGGGCCUCGGAUAUACUUCGAGUCGUCGUUCAACCGGUUCGACUGCGUGGUCAUAUCCGGCUCCAUCUUCGAGGUCGUCUGGUCAGAGGUCAAGGGUGGCUCCUUCGGUCUCUCAGUACUAAGAGCUUUAAGACUGCUGAGGAUAUUCAAGGUCACAAAGUACUGGUCAUCACUCCGUAACCUGGUGAUAUCCCUCCUCAACUCAAUGAGAUCCAUCAUCUCGCUGCUGUUCCUUCUCUUCUUGUUCAUUCUCAUCUUCGCACUGCUCGGCAUGCAGCUGUUCGGGGGACAGUUCAACUUCGAGGAUGGCACUCCACCGACCAACUUCAACACCUUUCCUAUCGCGUUGCUAACUGUCUUCCAGAUCCUAACAGGUGAAGAUUGGAACGAAGUGAUGUAUGAUGGCAUCCAGUCUCAGGGCGGCAUCCAGAGAGGCAUGAUCUACUCGUUGUACUUCGUCAUCCUCGUGCUGUUUGGCAACUACACCCUGCUAAACGUGUUCCUUGCCAUCGCUGUCGACAAUCUGGCUAACGCCCAGGAAUUGACAGCGGCAGAAGAGGAACAAGUUGAGGAAGACAAGGAAAAACAACUCCAAGAAUUGGAGAAAGAGAUGGGUGCAUUACACGCGGUGGACGGCUCUCCAACUGGAGUAGACUUAAGUCCCUCAUCGCCGACGAGUAGGAAGAACAAAAAGAAAGAAGAGGCCAAAAAAGAAGAUGAAGAGGAGAUACCAGAUGGACCAAAACCAAUGCUGCCAUAUUCGUCCAUGUUUAUUUUGUCACCUACUAAUCCAAUUAGGCGAGGCGCACACUGGGUUGUAAAUUUAAGAUAUUUUGAUUUUUUUAUCAUGGUAGUUAUAUGUAUGAGUUCUGCGGCUUUAGCGGCUGAAGACCCCGUAGUGGAAGAGAGUGACAGGAAUAAAAUCCUGAACUACUUCGACUACGCGUUCACGGGCGUGUUCACCGUGGAGAUGUUGUUGAAGAUCGUGGACCUCGGCAUCCUGUUCCACCCGGGCGCGUACCUCCGCGACCUGUGGAACAUCAUGGAUGCUGCUGUCGUCAUAUGCGCCCUUGUCAGCUUCGGAUUUGAGAUCGGAGGCGUGAAAAAAGGGGCGGGACAGAACCUGUCCACGAUAAAAUCGUUAAGAGUGUUAAGAGUGCUCAGACCAUUGAAAACUAUAAAACGAGUUCCAAAGUUAAAAGCAGUGUUUGACUGUGUUGUGAACUCUUUGAAAAACGUCAUUAACAUUCUCAUUGUGUACAUAUUGUUUCAAUUCAUAUUCGCUGUAAUUGCAGUUCAACUUUUUAAUGGUAAAUUUUUUCACUGCAACGAUAUCAGUAAGAAUACAUUUGAAGACUGCCAAGGGUCGUAUUUCGUGUACGAGUCCAACAGUUUGCUGCCGAAGGUGAACCAGCGCACGUGGACGACGCAGUCCUUCCACUACGACAACGUGGCCGUCGCCAUGCUCACGCUGUUCGCCGUGCAGACCGGGGAGGGCUGGCCACAAGUGUUACAAAAUUCGAUGGCCGCCACGUACGAAGACAGGGGACCCAUACAAAAUUUUCGAAUAGAAAUGUCCAUAUUUUACAUAGUUUACUUCGUGGUGUUUCCUUUCUUCUUUGUUAACAUAUUCGUAGCUCUGAUAAUUAUCACAUUUCAAGAGCAGGGUGAAGCUGAAUUACAAGAUGGUGAAAUUGAUAAGAAUCAGAAAUCGUGUAUAGACUUCACGAUAGAAGCGCGACCUCUCGAGAGGUAUAUGCCAAGCAAAAGGGCGAGUUUUAAGUACAAAGUGUGGAGAAUAGUCGUCUCUACGCCCUUCGAGUACUUCAUCAUGACGCUCAUCGUCCUCAACACAUUGUUACUCAUGAUGAAGUACUAUAAUCAAAAUGACAUCUACGCGGAUGUCCUCAAGUAUUCGAAUAUGGGGUUUACUGGAAUGUUUUCUGUGGAAACGGUGUUGAAAAUCAUCGCUUAUGGUGUCAAAAAUUUUUUCAAAGACCCUUGGAAUACGUUCGAUUUCAUAACGGUCAUUGGAAGUAUAAUUGACGCCCUCAUUAUGGAGUUUGGCGAGAACACAUUCAACGUCGGUUUCCUUCGCCUGUUCCGAGCCGCGCGACUGAUCAAGCUGCUUAGACAGGGUUACACCAUUCGGAUACUGCUAUGGACAUUCGUGCAGAGUUUUAAAGCCUUACCCUACGUGUGCCUUCUCAUCGCGAUGCUAUUCUUCAUCUAUGCCAUCAUCGGGAUGCAGGUUUUCGGAAACAUACAAUAUGAUCCAGAUGAUGCCAUCAACAGGCAUAACAACUUCCAAUCUUUCGUGGCGGCACUCUUGCUACUAUUUCGAUGCGCAACGGGAGAGUCGUGGCCAAAUAUAAUGUUGGCUUGUCGGAAGCCCGCCAAGUGUGACAUAGCAGCAGGCAAGGCCUCCAACGAGGAAUGUGGAAGUACGCUCGCCUACGCUUACUUCGUAUCUUUUAUAUUCUUCUGUUCGUUUCUUAUGUUGAAUUUGUUCGUUGCCGUCAUUAUGGAUAACUUUGACUACCUAACGAGGGACUCGUCCAUCCUCGGCGCACAUCAUCUUGAUGAAUUUGUUAGAAUAUGGGCAGAAUACGACCCAAAUGCCACGGGUAAGAUCCAUUAUACAGAAAUGUAUGAUAUGUUGAAGAAUAUGGAUCCGCCUUUGGGGUUUGGUAAUAAAUGUCCAAAUAGACUAGCAUAUAAGAAGCUUAUUAGAAUGAAUAUGCCGCUAGACGAAGAGGGGAAAGUUAAUUUUACAACAACACUAUUUGCCUUAAUACGAGAAAAUUUAAACAUCAAAAUGAGAUCUCCCGAGGAAAUGGACCAAGCAGACGAGGAACUAAGGGAAACAAUCACCCACAUAUGGCCAUUACAAGCGAAGAAGAUGCUCGACUUGUUGGUGCCUCGUAACGACGUACUCAACGCCGGCAAGUUGACCGUCGGGAAGAUAUACGCGGGACUCCUGAUCCUUGAGAGCUGGAGGUCGACCAGGUUCAAGCAGCAGGGCGUCCCGGCAUUCAACGAGAAUAGCCCUACGGCCAUUCAGCCGAAGGCGUCACUGUUUAACUGCUUGAUGGACGUGGCGGCCGGGCUGGGCCCCGGCUCGCGCGCCGGCUCGCUCAGUCACGACGGACCCGUCGCCGACGCGCACGAUGACCCGCAUCUGCUGGCCAACCUCGCCCGCCGCGGCAACAGAAAGUCGCUCAAGAACAAUAAAAAGGUAUUGGAACUGCAAGGAUCUCACCACGCUUCAAUGGAGUCAUUGGACGAGGGACGAUUACAAGCACCUCAUACAUACCAAAAUGGCCACCACGGAAGAUCUUCCAGUUUAAGACGAACGCCCAGUCCGAGAAGGCGUGGCCACUACGGAGGUUACCAUCACGAUAUCGGGUUCUCCGACACCGUCAGCAACGUCGUCGAGAUCGUGAAGCACGAGCACCAGCGGCACGGCCGCACGCACCGCGCGCCGCACUACUACCACCCACAUGGGAAGGAGUGGAGGGCGCCGCACCCUACGACCAGCCUGAGCCAGCCCUCGCGGUCGCCCAGCCCGCCACACCACACCUACGUUUGGGCCCCGAUAGGUGAGCGGGAUCGGGAGCGGGACCGCGAGUGGCGGGAGUGGCGCGACCGCUCGUGGGAGCGCGAGGGCGCGCGCCGCGGCCGCGGCCGCCAGCUGCCUCCCACGCCCACCAAGCCGUCCACGCUACAGGUCAAGCAGCAGCCACCCUUCACCAGAAUCAGCCACAGCCCCUCGCACUUAUCUCUGAGGCAUACGGUUCGAGAACCGCUGGAGCCUCAACAUGACGAGUACGAGUACGGCCGAGAAGUUGAAAGACUGAUACACCGAGAUUAUAGAUCUAGAGAGAGACGCGGCCGGGGCUACGAGGCGGAGUGGGGCGCGGCGCGCGCAUACGAGGCGCCGCUGAGCUACGAGGCGGCGCUGGCGCUGGGGCGCGGCGGCGGCGGCGGGGGCGCGGGGGCGCGCGCGCUGCCCUCGCCCGCGCCCGCGCCGCGCCUGCCCAACGGCUACAAGCCGCGCGCGCGCCACUCGGACUCGGACGAGGACGACUGGUGCUAG